AUGGGAUCCCCUAAUAUUGAUACGGAAAUUGAUGACUUAAAUACCACUGGGUCGACACUGCAAUCGGACAAUUCAUCAACGAAGCAGCAGAGAGCUCUUUAUCUGUGGAAGCGGGCUCUCAAAAAGGUCCAGUCACUAAACCUGGAUCCAUGGAGUAUUUUUUCAUGGAGUGCAUGCCCCAGCCAAUGUGCUGUCAGACACCGAUACAGCGCAAUUAAGAAGAAGUGGGUCGUAGAUGAAGUACGAAUCAAAAUGGAGUCACAACCGUUUGAUCGUGGAGCAAUGCGGGAGUGUUUUAGAUUGAAAAAGCUAAACCAGAGAGGAACAGUAUCAGAUGACUGGCAACAUACGUCUAAUUACGUCGCUAAACGAUAUAUAGCACCUGUGGAUAAACAGGUUUAUUUUGACGAUGUGCGUCUACAGAUGGAAGCAAAGUUAUGGGGUGAAGCUUUCAAUCGCCAUAACCCUCCUAAAAAGGUGGAUAUUUUCCAGUUAUCUGUUCUGGAAAUUCACUCUGAAAAUUCCCUCGCUGAUGGAAAAAAGGAAUCUGCGUCCUCCGUUUUCUUUCAUAUUGAACGGUACAUGGAAGGUGAAUACCGAAAAUACAACUCAAAUUCCGGCUUUGUUGAUGAGUGUCUGCGAAAUACACCUCAGACUUUUAGUCAUUUCACAUUUGAACGGUCUGGUCAUCGAUUAUUGGUAGUGGACAUUCAAGGCGUUGGAGACUUGUAUACUGAUCCCCAGAUUCAUACAUCAGAUGGAGUGGGUUACAAUGACGGAAACUUGGGCACUAGAGGUAUGGCUUUAUUCUUCCACAGCCACAAAUGUAAUCCCCUGUGCAAAUGGCUAGGAUUAGCUCAGUUCGAUUUGGCCCCUUCUGAAAUGAGUUCACAAGAUCAUUACUAUCAAAUUGAUAAUAAUGUCCCGAACCCUAUAGAAGUGGAACCUGAGCAAGGUGAACUAAGCACAUAUGGGCAUAUCCGAAAGUCGAAAUUCCGUCGACGCACAGUCAGUUUAAACACUCAAAUAUCCUGUAAAUCUCCCUCACAAUUAUUUGGUUCAACAGUUGUUCGUUCAUCUGAGAACAUGCUCACAUCAGCACUAUCUGGAACUCGUCGACGUUGCGCUAGUGCUUCUUUGUCCGACCAUUGCAAAUCUACCGGACAGAGUUUGGGUUAUGAAUCGUCUUUUCACUCAGUGGAUGAUGAUCUAGCAUUCAACAGCUUUAGCGCUUUGAAGCUGGACGAAACGCAAUAUUUGAGUCACCCCUUUGAAUUACCAAGUAAUAAACUUUCACCCGAUCUAAAUGCUUCGGCUCUUGGGCAGAGUUAUUCACAGCCACUACUUAAGCAUUCGUUCUCAAGAAAUCGUGCUUCAUCUGGUGACUCAGGAUACUCUGGACGAAUUAAUUUAGUUCAACCAUGUUUUCAGCCACUCGAUGGCAGAUCCCAUGAUAUCGCAUCUGAGUGUCACCAAGACCCUGGAAAUACUGUUCAUGAUCCUGCAUCUGCAUUGGAUUCGCCAUUACCUCUUUCCCCACUUUAUCCCUUAAACAUGCGACUUCAUUUGGAACCACGUUCAGUGGUGGAUGAUUUCUACCUUUCAGGAUCAAGUCACUUGGUUCUCAAUCGCGGAAACAUGAUCGGUCGAAGACAACGUAACACCAGUGAGUCCAGUGAUCUAGAUUCAGAGGAAUAUCAUCGUGUGACAGGGAAUUUACUUUACCAGUUAAUGCAUGAAAACCAUAAGCCAAGUUGCGCCGAUCAUCCUACAAAUUUGGAUCAGGAAAUCGGACAUUCUAUUCUCGGACAAAUACAUCACGAGCUUGCUAGGCUGCAUGAAGCUGGACGUUUUAUUUCUUCGAAUAAAGGCGGGUGGUCACAUGCUGGAUUAGGAGGUUUGGCGAUGAAUCCAGAUGAGUUAAUCAAUGAUGAUGCUUCACAAGUUGAUAUUUCUGAUGAAGAUCAUAAUGAAGCAAACUGUGACCCGAAAACCUCCAUUGAUUGGUCAGCCGUACUAUUCCAUGAACGUCAUGCAGCUCAGUUGGGCUGCUUAGAAGCUAUGAUAGUCAUGGCACAUUAUUAUCUGGGUUUGCCAACUCAACUUCUUCUCGAAUGUCCAGUCAAGUCUGAUCCAAGUGAUAUUCGUGUUGGUAUCGAUCAUCUCUGGCGUGCUGCAGAAGGUGGUGAUCGUCGAUGUAUGAUCUUACUUGCUCGAUAUCUAGAUGUGUCAGUCAGUCUUUUAAAUACAGAACAUCAAUUGAACUUUGUCACAACCCCGAGUGAUAUGUUAAUACUUCCGGCUUUGCAAGCUUUUAUCGAUAGUGAUAAUCAUUCAUUACUUCCUUCCAUCUCCCCUGACUCUUGGUCUGAAGCUAUCGGGUGGUAUAAAAGAGCAGUUGAUUGUGCAACAGGUUCAUCUGCUUCCGGUGAUGGGUGUUCAGAUGAAGGCUUAGAUGCUGAAGGUCGUUAUGAUGCUGCUGAAGAUUUGUUACCGGUUUAUCGUAUUCUGGCUCGUAUGGCUGAAAUGUAUUCUGUUGGUGGUUUUGGUCUUAAAAAAAACUUAUCAUUAGCAGGAGAUCUCUUCAGUCAGGCCGGAGAAAUUGCAUCUUCUGCAUUGCAGGGUCGCUUAGCUGCAAAAUAUUUUGAGUUAGCUGAUGAAGCUUACUCAUUGGUUGAGCCAAUAACAAGUGACUAG
Messenger RNA from Heterobilharzia americana, 2697 nucleotides. Lineage: Eukaryota; Metazoa; Platyhelminthes; Trematoda; Strigeidida; Schistosomatidae. The record is from the annotation of a GenBank genome assembly.